Messenger RNA from Nicrophorus vespilloides, 1582 nucleotides. RefSeq lists its product as uncharacterized. Bases 67 to 1251 code for a protein of 394 amino acids. NCBI's taxonomy places the organism in Eukaryota, Metazoa, Arthropoda, Insecta, Coleoptera, Silphidae. The record is from RefSeq and is a predicted model, not a curated record. The transcript has 2 exons.
CACUGACUACUGAUAGCCGUACAUCAAGUUUUAUAGUCCUAACAAAAAAAACCUAUUGCCGCAGACAUGUUUCGCAGAUCGUUUUCUAGUACAGAGGAGUUCCACAUGUGCUCGAAUAUGCAUGGGGUGAGCUACAUCGGGAGCAGCAGCAGCAGCGACAGCGGUAGCAGCAGCAGUUCCGAAUCCAUGGAUGAGCUGGAUGAAAACUACUAUAUGAAUCGGCCCCCUUCGAUCUUCAGCAACAAUCGUCCAAUCAAUCUGACGUUACCGACGAACACGAUGUUCCUCUCCGCCACCGAAAACCUGUCCAUCGGCUCGUACUCGUCCAGAGAAAGGUACGCGAAUGUGCUGAAGCAGCAUCAAGAGGAUGAUAAGUCCGAGGCUGAAGCCAUGAGCAAAUCUAAGAAGGACACGUCAACGAAGUUCCCAAACAAUGUCCUCCUCGCCACCGAAAACCUGUCCAUCGGCUCGAAUGUGCUGAAGCGUGAGGCUGAAGCCAUGAGCAAAUCUAAGAAGGACAUGGAGAACAAGACGAAGGAAAACGUUGUUAUCUCAGAAAAUCAGUCGUCGGAUGAUUGGAUUACACCGAAGGGGAUAAAAUUAAUGAAGAUGCAGAGCGUCUCCGAGAAUGCGAAAAACAUGUUCAGCGUUCUGCUGGACAUUUCCACCGACGAAGAGAAAGUUGAAGAGGCUGUGGAUAGCGGCGAUAAGAAGGAGCAGCAUCAAUGCAGCGCAUCGCAGGAGACGUUGACGAAGAAGCGAAAUGGAAAGCGGAGGAAGAAGAGGGCUGAGAGAAAGAGGGCGGCCGCCAACGUGGAGCAAGACUUGAACGUUGUUAAGCAUAAGAUGAAAGAGGUAAAGCAGCAGAGCAAACCUAACGGUACGAGGAUGUCUAAUAAUACGGAGAGGUGUUCGAAACAGCAACCGGAACUGCCGCAGUUCACCGACGGCGAAGUGAAGAAGUUAGUGUCCACGAGGAACGUGGAAUCUCGUGGGGAUCUACAGAAGAUGACUAAAUUGUAUAAGAAAAUCGAGAAGAAGGCAAAUAAAUUCAACAAGAAACUGUUCAAAAGGCUGAAGGCUCGGUCGUAUAUUACGAUACUGCUGUACGAAACGCCCAAGAAGACAACUAUGAAAGAUCUGGUGACCGAUGGGCUGUUCGACUUCAGGUGUUUGCGCAGAGAGAACAUCUACAAUCCCUACUACUUUGACACCAAAUUCACCGUCUGCGAUGUUAACCACCACUUCUGAACCGUAAACUUUUUUGAAAAUAUUUAUAUUCAAUCUUAAAUUAGAAAUAUUCCAUGAUUUUCUACUUUGAAGAAAUCAUCGUUGCUACAACACGAGUUUCACCGUCUUCGAUUAACUGAAUCUGUACACAGAUAUAUUAAAAAGUCCACGAGAGACGAUAUAUGGAUGUAGUUUUAUAUAAAUGUUUUACAUUAUACUGCGUGCGUACCUAAGGUCGGACUUGCUUGACUUGCUUGAACUUCAGCAAGUUUAAUUCUAUUUGGUCGCGUCCGACUUAAUAAUAUUAAGAUUUUGAUAUUUAUGUAUAUAUAAAGAUGAAAAUGAGAAAUUA